CGAUAAGAGAAACAAUGCCAUCGUGUUCCAUAAAAAAUUGCAAAAAUCGAACAUGCGACGGAGAUGCAAGAGGAAUAACCUUUUUUAGAUUUCCGAAAGAAAUUCCAAUUCGUAAGCAAUGGCUUAAUGCUUGUCAACAAACUGAGACAAGUUUGAAAGUUGAUUCAGCAAGAAUAUGCAGUGACCAUUUUGAUACAAAUUGUUUCAUAAUGGAAUUCACAAAACCGAGGUCAAAAAAUACACUUGCCAAAGAAGUACGACGAUUAAAAAAAGGUUCUGUCCCAUGUAAAAUGUUAAAACUAUGUGCAGGAAUAAAAAGAAAAAGAAUGUCGCAAAAUGAACUUGUGCAGUAUGCAAAAGAGAAACAGGAACUAGACAUAAAUAAAGAGAUUAGCAACAAUAGUUCAACGAAAACAUUACUGAUAGAGCUUCGAAACUCUGAGAUAGACAAGCAACAAUUAUUUGAAGAAAAUCAAAAUCAAAAUAUUGAAAAAGACAAUAUAAAUGUUGAAGAAGAAACACAAAAUAUGACACGGGAAUAUCUUGAAAAUAUCGAACAAAAUGAUACAAUAGAACUAGAUAUAAAUGAAGAGAUUAACAUGGACAACAAUGCGAGUUCAAUGGAAACAUUAGUAAUGCAGCUUCGAAACAUUGCAAGCUGA
Messenger RNA from Temnothorax curvispinosus, 662 nucleotides. RefSeq lists its product as uncharacterized. Lineage: Eukaryota; Metazoa; Arthropoda; Insecta; Hymenoptera; Formicidae. The record is from RefSeq and is a predicted model, not a curated record. The coding region runs from base 15 to 662 and encodes 215 amino acids. The transcript is spliced from 7 exons.